AUGUCUUCUCCUACCGACACUCAGCCCAAGGCCUCUUUCGACGGUGAGCGUCGUCGCUCCUCUGGUGGUCUCUUCAACAACAUCCUCUCUCAAAAGCGCAGCCCCGACAACGCUGCCUACUCUGCCCGUCGCUCAAGCAUUGAGGAGCAGGGUCCACCCAAGGGCAUGCUCGGAAAGAUGUGGGACAAUGCUGUCAGAGGUGUCGGUCCCAAUGCUCAGAAGUAA
Messenger RNA from Aureobasidium vineae, 225 nucleotides. The record is from the annotation of a GenBank genome assembly. NCBI's taxonomy places the organism in Eukaryota, Fungi, Ascomycota, Dothideomycetes, Dothideales, Saccotheciaceae.